Candida tropicalis MYA-3404 is the source of this 1362-nucleotide messenger RNA. Its product is annotated as kynurenine--oxoglutarate transaminase. Gene Ontology annotation, biological process: biosynthetic process. Lineage: Eukaryota; Fungi; Ascomycota; Pichiomycetes; Serinales; Debaryomycetaceae. The coding region runs from base 1 to 1362 and encodes 453 amino acids. Gene Ontology annotation, cellular component: mitochondrion; cytoplasm. Gene Ontology annotation, molecular function: pyridoxal phosphate binding; L-kynurenine:2-oxoglutarate transaminase activity. The transcript has a single exon. The record is from RefSeq and is a predicted model, not a curated record.
AUGAUAACAAGAAUUUCCAGUAGUUUAUUCAAACCAAGAACAUUUAGAGCAAUGAGUGUUAAAUCUAGAGAUCCAACAAGUUUACAUAACCCAUAUUUUUAUCAAAAACCAGGUCAAAAAGAUAUUUGGUCAUUGAUUAAUGAAACUGCAGCUCAAGCACAAGAAGAAUUAGGUAAACCAAUUGUUAAUUUAGGACAAGGAUUUUUUUCAUAUAAUCCUCCUGAUUUUGCUAUUAAUGCAGUUAAUCAAGCAUUAUCAAAACCACAAUUUAAUCAAUAUGCUUCAGCUAGAGGAAAUCCAAAUUUAUUAAAACAAGUAGCUGAACAUUAUUCAAGAAGUUAUGGAAGAGAAGUUGGAAUUGAUCAAGUACAAAUUACAACCGGUGCAAAUGAAGGUAUGUUUGCUAUAUUUUUUGGAUUUUUAACACCUGGUGAUGAAGUUAUUGUAUUUGAACCAUUUUUUGAUCAAUAUAUUCCAAAUGUUGAAAUGACUGGUGCUAAAAUUAAAUAUGUUGAAAUUAAAUAUCCAAAGAAAUUUGAUAAUCAAGUUGUUAGUGGUAAAGAUUGGGAAAUUGAUUGGGAAGGUUUGGAAAAUUCAAUUACUGAUAAAACUAAACUUAUUGUUAUUAAUACUCCUCAUAAUCCAAUUGGUAAAGUCUUCACAGAAGAAGAAUUGGAAAGAAUUGGUAAAAUCGCCAUUGAACAUAAUUUAAUUUUAGUUAGUGAUGAAGUUUAUGAAAAUUUAUAUUUCACUGAUAAAUUUCCAAGACCAGCUGCAUUGGAAAAAUUACCAGAAUUAGCUGAAAGAACAUUAACUGUUGGAUCUGCUGGUAAAUCAUUUGCUGCUACUGGUUGGAGAGUUGGGUAUAUCCAAGGUCCUGCUAAUUUAAUUAAAUUUGUCACUGCUGCUCACACAAGAAUUUGUUUCUCAAGUCCAGCUCCUUUACAACAAGCUGUUGCUCAAGGGUUUGAAGAAGCCGACAAAUUGGAUUAUUUUGAAGCUACAAGACAAGAUUAUAAACAUAAGUAUAAAAUCUUCACUAAAGUUUUUGAUGAUUUAGGAUUACCUUAUACUAUUGCAGAAGGUGGUUAUUUCCUUUUAGUUAAUUUACUGAAAAUUAAAAUCCCAGAUGAUUACCAAUUCCCUGGUCCAAUUAGUGAUAGAGGUACUUUGGAUUUUAAAUUAGCAUAUUGGUUAAUUAAAGAAAUCGGAGUUGUUGGUAUCCCACCUACUGAAUUUUUGAUUGAAUCAAAGAGGAAAGGUAAUGGAUUGGAAAAUUGUAUCAGAUUUGCUGUUUGUAAAGAUGAUAAGAUUUUAGAAGAUGCAGUUGAAAGAUUAAAGAAAUUGAAAGAUUAUUUAUAG